AGGUUUAAGGUUACGCUUAAGGGUUAGCUUUAAGGUUAGGUUUAAGGGUUAGGGAAAAUAUCAUUUGGAAUGGGAAUCCAUUGUUGGGUCCCCAAAAAGUCCUCACAAAUAUAGUAAGACAUAUCUGUGUGUUAGUGUGACUCCUCCCCCUCUGUGUGUCACCAGGUAGAGUGGUCCCCAGGUAAAGCCCUCCUAUGAGGUGAGGUUAAGGUGACCCCUGACCCCGCUCCCACAGCGCCCCUCCACCAGGCAGCAGGACUAAGGGAUGUCACGGGGCUUCCUGCUGCUCACGCUGCUCACAGUCUUCUCCAGCAUCCAAGUGUCCCCAGCUAAGCCAUUAAAGGCGUUGAUGCAGAGAUGGGUGAUGUACACGGAGGAGUGUAGCCGCAAUCACAGCAGAGAACCGCCGCUCACUGGUGUUGUGUGUAACAGAACCUUUGACAUGUAUGCCUGCUGGCCCGAUGGACUCGCCAACACUACUGUCAGUGUGUCCUGUCCCUGGUACCUGCCCUGGCACCACAAAGUCCAGCAUGGUUCGGUGUACAGGGAGUGUGACGCGGACGGCCACUGGGUUCCCCAGAAGAACACGAGCGAGUGUGAUGCUAAUGAUCCUGCUCAGCCUCACUAUGGUCAGAUCCUCAAGAAGUUCCGGACCAUGUACACCGUGGGCUACUCUCUGUCUCUGGGGGCUCUGGUGUUAGCGCUCGGAAUCCUGAUCACUUUCAGUGCUCUGUCCAUCCUGAUGUCCUCUCAGGACGCCAUGUUGUCCUCUCAGCCACCCACCAUCGGACAGGACCAGGAUGUUCAGCCAGACCAUGAGCCACCCACCAUGGCUCAGUCAACCCACCAGACGGCGGUGGGGUGUCGUAUCGCCGUGGUGAUGAUGCAGUACAGUAUCAUGGCUAACAGCUAUUGGCUGCUGGUGGAAGGCAUCUACCUCCACAACCUGUUGGUCAUCACCGUGUUCACUGAGAGAAACUACUUCAACAUCUACCUGUGUAUUGGCUGGGGUGCCCCUCUGAUCUUCCUGGUGCCCUGGGUGAUGGUGAAAUACAUGUAUGAAAAUGAGGAGUGCUGGGAGCAGAAUAUCAACAUGCAGUACUGGUGGAUCAUACGGUCACCUAUACUGCUAGCAGUUGUGAUUAACUUCCUGAUCUUCAUCCACAUAAUAAAGAUCCUGGUGUCAAAACUGAGGGCUCACCAGAUGAGAUACUCCGACUACAAGUUCCGGUUGGCUAAGUCUACCCUAACCCUGAUCCCUCUACUAGGGAUACACUUGGUGGUGUUUGUCUUCGUGACGGAUGAGUCCACCAAGGCCACCAUCACCCUGCGUCUCACCAAACUCUUCAUCGACCUCUUCUUCACCUCCUUCCAGGGUCUGCUGGUAGCUAUCUUAUACUGCUUUGUCAAUAAAGAGGUCCAGUCAGAGAUCCUGAAGAAGUGGAAGCGUUGGAAGCUGGGUCGUAACAUCGAGGAGGAGUACCGCCACACCUAUAGCCAGACGCCCCACCUCAACACUAAGAGCAGCAGCCUGCUGGGUCACGACCCCUCGCACCCCUCCUCAAUGCUCCUCCACCCCCACCUCCCCGACAUCACCACCUCCUCGCCUGCUCCCCCUGGCCAGGGCCCAGGCUGCUCCGCAGAGGAGAAGCACCUCCUGGUGGUGAGCUGUCAAAAUGGCAUGGGGCGGAGCAGGAAGAACACAGGGUCGUCCAUGCAGUUCCCCUCCCUACCACGUGAGGGCACCAUCAGCUGUAGUCACACACUGAUAGAGGAUCAUAUGGAUGAAAUCUGCUUGACGGACAGGGUGUCAGAGUGUUACGAGGCUCCUAGAGGAAAUGCAGAGAGCCACCUCUGA
This is a messenger RNA of Oncorhynchus tshawytscha (Chinook salmon), 1858 nucleotides long. RefSeq names its product glucagon receptor-like. The record is from RefSeq and is a predicted model, not a curated record. The transcript is spliced from 13 exons. Gene Ontology annotation, molecular function: peptide hormone binding; glucagon receptor activity; gastric inhibitory peptide receptor activity. The coding region runs from base 266 to 1858 and encodes 530 amino acids. NCBI's taxonomy places the organism in Eukaryota, Metazoa, Chordata, Actinopteri, Salmoniformes, Salmonidae. Gene Ontology annotation, cellular component: plasma membrane. Gene Ontology annotation, biological process: cell surface receptor signaling pathway; adenylate cyclase-activating G protein-coupled receptor signaling pathway.